Drosophila navojoa is the source of this 810-nucleotide messenger RNA. RefSeq names its product High mobility group protein D (gene HmgD). Gene Ontology annotation, biological process: regulation of transcription by RNA polymerase II. NCBI's taxonomy places the organism in Eukaryota, Metazoa, Arthropoda, Insecta, Diptera, Drosophilidae. The record is from RefSeq and is a predicted model, not a curated record.
CUCGAAGCUUAGCAAAUUAAUUUAGUAACUUACUACUUACACACAUAAAGACACAAAAUAAAAUGGCCGAUAAACCAAAACGUCCGCUCUCUGCUUAUAUGCUGUGGUUGAACAGCGCACGCGAGGGGAUCAAACGUGAGAAUCCUGGCAUCAAAGUCACCGAGGUGGCGAAGCGUGGAGGUGAAUUAUGGAGAGCAAUGAAGGAUAAGUCGGAGUGGGAGGCAAAGGCAGCCAAGGCUAAGGACGAUUACGAUCGUGCCGUGAAGGACUUUGAGGCCAAUGGUGGUGGUGGUGGUGCGCCGAAUGGAAACGCCAAGAAACGCGCAAAGCCUGCCAAAAAGCCAGCGAAAAAAAGCAAAAAGGAAGAAUCCGAAGAUGACGAUGAUGAGGAGAGCGAAUAAAGCAUUACAUAUUACUUUGUUGGCAUAAUUAAGGAAAACCACAAGAACAUCUGUAGUGGUCCUCCUCCUGAUUCAGUCAAUCGCAUUUCGUCUAAGCUACACCACCAACCCACACACACUGCACACAAACCACAUACCCAAAAAAAAGAAAAGAAAAACAAACAAAAAACCCAUAACAAAGAGACCACCUCCAAUAAUAUCAAAAGAAACAGGAAUGUUGCUGUCCGAAAUACGCAACAGCAACAACAACAAAAUGAACAUAUGCAAAAUUGUAUUUAUACUUAAGAAUUUAAGUUUAUAGUAGGCGAGUCUUUUAGUAUACACAUUUCACGAGAGGACAAAACACUUCCGUUUUUUUUUUUUUUAACGUCGAGCUCAACGCGUGCCGGAUUUUUGGAUCCCGCCGCAU